GCCGCCGAGCUAGGCUGAGCCGCUGGGCCGCGCCGAGGGCCGUCGCCGCCCGAGAGGCCCGGCCCGGCCGCCGGAGCAGGCCGCGCGCGGGCCAGCGGGCCCGAGGCCGGAGCCAUGGGCGAGACCAAGAUCAUCUACCACCUGGACGGGCAGGAGACGCCGUACCUGGUGAAGCUGCCCCUGCCCGCCGAGCGCGUCACCUUGGCGGACUUUAAGGGCGUUCUGCAGCGACCCAGCUAUAAGUUCUUCUUCAAGUCUAUGGACGACGAUUUCGGAGUGGUGAAGGAGGAGAUCUCCGACGACAAUGCCAAGCUGCCCUGCUUCAAUGGCCGGGUGGUGUCUUGGUUGGUGUCUGCUGAGGGCUCACACCCAGAGCCAGCUCCCUUCUGUGCUGACAACCCAUCAGAACUGCCACCGCCCAUGGAGCGCACGGGAGGCAUUGGGGACUCCCGGCCCCCAUCCUUCCACCCUCAUGCUGGUGGAGGCAGCCAGGAGAACCUGGACAAUGACACAGAGACAGACUCCUUGGUGUCUGCCCAGCGCGAGCGGCCACGCAGGAGGGAUGGCCCAGAGCACACAACCCGGCUAAAUGGAACUGCAAAGGGGGAACGGCGGCGAGAGCCAGGGGGUUAUGAUAGCUCAUCCACCCUUAUGAGCAGCGAGUUAGAGACCACCAGCUUCUUUGAUUCGGAUGAGGAUGACUCCACCAGCAGGUUCAGCAGCUCCACAGAGCAGAGCAGCGCCUCACGCCUGAUGAGAAGACAUAAGCGGCGGCGGAGGAAGCAGAAGGUUUCACGGAUUGAGCGGUCCUCGUCCUUCAGCAGCAUCACGGACUCCACCAUGUCACUCAACAUCAUCACAGUCACUCUCAACAUGGAAAAGUACAACUUUCUGGGCAUCUCCAUUGUGGGCCAAAGCAAUGAGCGUGGUGACGGAGGCAUCUACAUCGGCUCUAUCAUGAAGGGGGGUGCUGUGGCUGCAGAUGGACGCAUUGAGCCAGGAGAUAUGCUGUUACAGGUAAACGAGAUCAACUUUGAGAACAUGAGUAAUGACGACGCAGUCCGGGUACUGCGGGAGAUUGUGCACAAACCGGGGCCCAUCACCCUGACUGUAGCCAAGUGCUGGGACCCAAGUCCACGUGGUUGCUUCACACUGCCCAGGAGCGAGCCCAUCCGUCCCAUUGACCCUGCAGCCUGGGUCUCCCACACUGCAGCCAUGACCGGCACCUUCCCUGCCUAUGGCAUGAGCCCCUCCCUGAGCACCAUCACCUCCACCAGCUCCUCCAUCACCAGCUCCAUCCCUGACACAGAGCGCCUAGACGACUUCCACCUGUCCAUCCACAGUGACAUGGCUGCCAUUGUCAAAGCCAUGGCCUCCCCUGAAUCUGGGCUGGAGGUCCGAGACCGCAUGUGGCUCAAGAUUACCAUCCCUAAUGCUUUCAUCGGCUCGGAUGUGGUGGACUGGCUAUACCACAACGUGGAAGGCUUCACUGACCGGAGGGAGGCCCGCAAGUAUGCCAGCAACCUGCUGAAAGCCGGCUUCAUCCGCCACACCGUCAACAAGAUCACCUUCUCUGAGCAGUGCUACUACAUCUUCGGUGACCUCUGUGGCAACAUGGCCAACUUGUCCCUCCAUGAUCACGACGGUUCCAGUGGCGCCUCUGACCAGGACACCCUGGCCCCUUUGCCGCACCCAGGGGCCGCCCCUUGGCCCAUGGCUUUCCCUUACCAGUACCCGCCGCCCCCACACCCCUACAACCCGCACCCAGGCUUCCCAGAGCUGGGGUACAGCUAUGGUGGGGGCAGCGCCAGCAGUCAGCACAGUGAAGGCAGCCGGAGCAGUGGCUCCAACCGUAGCGGCAGUGACCGGCGGAAGGAGAAGGACCCGAAGGCGGGGGACUCGAAGUCGGGCGGCAGCGGCAGCGAGUCGGACCACACAACCCGCAGCAGCCUGCGGGGGCCGCGGGAAAGGGCGCCCAGCGAGCGCUCGGGGCCUGCCGCCAGCGAGCAUAGCCACCGCAGCCACCACUCCAUGGCCGGCAGCCUGCGCAGCCAUCACACGCACCCGAGCUACGGGCCUCCUGGCGUGCCCCCUCUCUACGGUCCCCCCAUGCUGAUGAUGCCCCCACCGCCCGCGGCCAUGGGGCCCCCAGGAGCCCCCCCGGGCCGCGACCUGGCCUCUGUGCCCCCUGAACUGACAGCCAGCAGACAGUCCUUCCGCAUGGCCAUGGGAAACCCCAGUGAGUUCUUUGUGGAUGUGAUGUGAACAGGGCCCCUCCCCCACUUGCAUCCCACUCCCGCACCCACCCGGGAGGCUGCGUCCCUCUCUCCAUCCGUCCGUCUUUUUUACUUUGUCUGGUACCUGAAAGGGAAAUAAAUUGAACUAAAUUCAGGCGCGCUAACUGCUCGCUGGGCGCAGCAAGGGCGGGGUGCACCCACCAAUCGCCACUGCGGCCCC
Odobenus rosmarus divergens (Pacific walrus) is the source of this 2457-nucleotide messenger RNA. It is a transcript of the gene DVL3, whose product is annotated as dishevelled, dsh homolog 3 (Drosophila). The coding region runs from base 115 to 2265 and encodes 716 amino acids. Gene Ontology annotation, cellular component: cytosol. Gene Ontology annotation, molecular function: frizzled binding. The transcript is spliced from 15 exons. The record is from RefSeq and is a predicted model, not a curated record. Lineage: Eukaryota; Metazoa; Chordata; Mammalia; Carnivora; Odobenidae. Gene Ontology annotation, biological process: intracellular signal transduction; canonical Wnt signaling pathway.